AAAGUGUUGAUUCUUGAAGGUCUCACUGAGGAUGCCACCGAGCGCGACGUCCUCUACGGUCUCGACUUUGUAACCCGAGACCAUCAGUUCUCGAGCGAUCAAGUGAAGCUCGUUCGAUUACGGUACGAUCAAAACGGUCAGCGGAUUGCAGCUGUCGAAUUCCAACGUCGAUCGCAGGUUGAAGACUUUCUGGACCAGUUCUAUCCGGAAAUUUCUUUUCCACUUCAGCAUUCCCGCGGGAAGGACUCUGAGUUCUUCACCUUCGGCAUUCAGGACCCUAAUUACCGCGACGACAUACCUGAUCCUCGGGAGUCACGGCGCGGUGGCCGAGAAGGCCGAGAAGGCCGAGAAGAUGAUGGUUGGACGUGUGUAACUCCGUCUAUUUCGCCCUGUAAAUGGUCUGAGACUAAUCGACCGCAGUGCCAUGUUGUUAACUACCCGCACCGAGCUGUGUGUUUCAAGUGCAAAACUGAACGUCCAGAGGAUGAUGGAUAUGGAGGUGGCCCAUUAUUAACUGGCGAGACCGACGAGUGCCCCCAGCAGAUGCCGUCUCAAUAUGUCGUAAUUCGCAACCUCGACCGUUCUGUCACAGAGGAGGUUCUGGCCAAAGGGGUCAUGAAGUUAUUUCUGGAGAACCCAGAGCCACCAAAAGAGGCCCCGAGCACCAACAAACUCAAAUCAACGGCACCCACCAAGAGCACUGUCGGCAUGGGCGCGAAGCCUGGCUCGCUGCGUCGUGUUUUCGUGAUGCGAGAUCGCAGAAGCAACGAAAGUUGGAGAUAUGGCUUCGCCGAAUUUGCCACUGUCGAGGAUGCCGUGGCCGCCGUUCAGAAGUUCCAGGCAUCGACAAAGUUCACCAUCGCCUCAAAGCCAGUCGUCGUUGCCUUUAUUCACACAGGAGUUUUUGUUCCUUCGUUCGAUCCUGUUACACCUGAGAAUCAAGAUCUCUCAUUCAGCCCUAUCUACAAUCCUGCCGUUCGCAUCAAGUACUGGGAUGACCGCGCCUACCCUAGCGUACACGUUGUCACCACCGAGCCUAUCUCUGAGGUGUCACAGCCUGACAAGAGCAACAAUGCCAAUGAUGAUCCAACCAAAAAUGUCUCCAAGACGUUCAAGAAGUUUAAGAAGGACCUGGGAGUUGCUGUUGGUGCCAAACCCAUCAUGAUGCCUCAGAUGGAGUUGUGGGCCAAGAAGUCAGCCGAAUUGCAUGGUUCGAAAGCCAGGGCCACAGAUCCCUCAAAUACCGAUACCGAGUCCUCCAACUUUAACCUCACGACCAUCCGUGAGUCUGAGAGCACAGAGCCUGACGGUCCAUUUGCGCCUCACUGGGCUGAUCAGUACAUUUCUUAUGCCGACUGGGAGGCGAUGACAUGCGUGGCUUGCGGCUGGAAAGCACCGACGGAGCGAUCAACCCAAGAACGUAACGACCUACUUAUUCACCACGAAGGGACAGCCCAUCUAUUCUACCACGACCCCGAGAUCAAGGACAAAGCCGCGGCUGCUCUCAGUGCUCUUGGCAAGAAGCACCGCACCAUCAUCCGCCGUACCCCUCGUCUCAAAUCUGAACCCCUGCCCAAAUACAAAUCAUACGCAGACUUUGACCGCCUCCGUUGUCUACUCUGCAAGCGCCAAUUUCAAAAGAUGGAAGUAAUCUGGCUACACGAACAGCAAAGCGAACUCCACAAGCGGAACCUCGCCCACCCUAAAGCCCGCUCUCGCGCAGAGGAAGAGUUCAAGAAACUGGGCAAGAAACAAAGAAGCUGCAUCCCCGACCAAGCCUUCUACCGCGAGUGGGAAGCGCAACUUAAGCGUAGUGAGCCCAACUAUCGUGAUCGAGCCUUGGAACGUAGGCAAGCUUUCCGUCAGCCGAAGAAACCCACCAAUCAGCACAAGACAUCUGUGCCAGAAAAGAGGAAAGAACCUUCUUCGUUGUCCGCAGAGGCGGACACACCGGCCAAGAAGAGCAAAGGGGCGGGUAUGCUGGCCAAGAUGGGGUGGACGGCGGGUGCGGGACUUGGGGCCGAGGGGGCGGGGAGGACGGAUGCCAUUGCGACGGAGGUUUAUGCUCCUGGUGUUGGGUUGGGGGCGGAGGGGAGUAAGCUUGGGGAUGCUGGGGAGGAGGCGCAAAGGAGGACGAAGGGGGAUUUCAGUGACUUUGUGGAGAAGACGAGGGAUAGGGCUCGGGAGAGGUUUGAUCGGUUGGGGUAA
Molecule: messenger RNA, 2208 nt
Organism: Podospora anserina S mat+
Lineage: Eukaryota; Fungi; Ascomycota; Sordariomycetes; Sordariales; Podosporaceae
Biological process (GO): mRNA splicing, via spliceosome
Cellular component (GO): nucleus
Molecular function (GO): RNA binding
Source: RefSeq, a predicted model, not a curated record